AUGUCUGUGGCUACACCGACUGUGCUUCCUCGCAGUCUGCUGUUCCCGAACUUGCUACCACAGCCACCACAGCCGCACCCCACCCCCCUACCACCAUAUGGACAUCGAACAGGGCGGCUGAACAGCCGCCGUGAUCUGCAGCGCGAAAUGGACGAACUCAGCGAAGAGGAAGAGGAACUACGCACCCUUACACAUGCGAUAAAAAAACGCGGAUUCAACUUCAUUGUCCCUAUUGGCCGCACUCAUACCCAGCAUGAGGAGAAGAACGACGCCGACGAGGACGAGGAUGACGAUGAUGAUGACGACGACGAUUCCGCCAGCGUUGGAUCUGAGACUAAUCUAAGUCAGUCCAACGAGGCCUCCGAUGAGGAAGCGGGUGAAGAGUCGGAGGAAGACCUUGAUGCCGACAUGGAAGAUCUGGACGAGGCCGAGGAUGUUAGCGGAGAAGCAACUGAACACGGCGAAGAUGAGGAACAUGGUGAGGAAGAGGAGGAAGAAGAGAGAGAGGCAGAGCCAUCAUCGGACAUGUAG
Messenger RNA from Sparassis crispa, 531 nucleotides. RefSeq lists its product as hypothetical. The transcript has 3 exons. Gene Ontology annotation, biological process: regulation of mitotic cell cycle spindle assembly checkpoint. Lineage: Eukaryota; Fungi; Basidiomycota; Agaricomycetes; Polyporales; Sparassidaceae. Gene Ontology annotation, cellular component: anaphase-promoting complex. The record is from RefSeq and is a predicted model, not a curated record. Bases 1 to 531 code for a protein of 176 amino acids.